Knipowitschia caucasica is the source of this 1923-nucleotide messenger RNA. NCBI's taxonomy places the organism in Eukaryota, Metazoa, Chordata, Actinopteri, Gobiiformes, Gobiidae. The record is from the annotation of a GenBank genome assembly.
AUGGAGGAGGAUCACGUGGGCAGAGGAGACAUGACCAGAAAUCAGAGGAGAGAGGAAGCGCGUCAUCACGCACACUGGGACUUCCGACGCCGCCCUUUCACAAUGCCGCACGCCGCCCGCCUCCUCUCGCAGCUGGACUCUCAGAGGGAGUGGGGCUUCUUGUGUGACGUCCUGGUUGCUAUCGGUGACACUCAGUUCCGAGCGCACCGCUGUGUGCUGGCCGCCUGCAGCGCCCUCUUCAGGAUGAUGUUCACUCACACAGACAGCAGGGGGCAGCAGCGAGUCGACCUCAGCCACACAGGCCUCAGCGCCACCAGCUUCGACAGAGUACUGCAGUACAUGUACCGAGGGAGUAUUAGUACUGUAGACAGUCUGGACUUUGAGGACCUGAAGUCGUCCAUGCAGCAGCUGCAGAUGUUCCAUGUCCCUCAGACCCUAGAAGAACUGAGACCAGACCCAGGACCAGACCUGGGUCCAAACCAGGAGGGACCAAGACCAGGACCAGAGACCAACAGCUCCACUGGAAACAGGGCUGUGGUGCAGGUUUCUGGUCUCUGUUCUGAGCUGGUCUUCUGCCCCAGUCGUCCCAUCUCUGUGGAGGAGCUUCUGGCUGUGGCCCCUCCCCCUGGUGCUGUGGCCCCUCCCCCUGGUCCAGUGGCCCCUCCCCCUGAGGCUCCAGAACCAUGCGAUCUGCGGCGGCCGCUGAGGCGCCCUGCGGAGCGGCUGAGGGAGAGGCCGCGCUUUGGCAGAACCUUCACCUGCGACGACUGCGGCUUCGUCUUCAGCUGCGAGAAACUCCUCAUCGAACACAUCCUCACCUGCACCAACCGCAAGAACCCCCCAGGAGCCAGGGACCAGAGCAGAGACACAGUCCAUCUAUUUCACACUGACACCGAGUCCAGUCCAGACUCCAACGAGACCAGAGUGAAGUCCGAGACCGAGGACUGGACCAGAUCUGAACCAGGACCAGCUACAGUGAAGAUCGAAGUUGGGGAAGAACCAGAACCAGGACCAAUCUCAGCCAAAAGGAUCAAACUGGAACCUGGUUUGGACCAGGAUCCGGAGUCUCGCUGUGAGCUGUGCGGACUCCAGCUGGAGCACCAGGAGAUCUCCUCCCACCUCCUGUCCUGCCACACCAGCCACAUGUGCGCCUGUGGCCGCUGUGGUCAGGUUCUCAUCAAAGGUCGACAGCUGCAGGAGCAUGCACAGAGGUGUGCUCAGAACCAAGACCAGGACCAGGACCAGGAUCAGGACCAAAACCUGGACCAGGACCUGGACCAGACUUCAGACCAAAGCCAGGACCCAAGCCAGGACCCGAGCCAAGAACCAGACCUUCCAGACCUCCAGGAAAACCCAGAGAACCAGGAGAACCCAGAGGAGGAGUCCGAGGAGGAGGAGCAUGAGGACGAGGACCUGGAGGCUCUGCAGCUGAUGGACAACUGUGAGAAUGCCGGCGCCUCAUUGGCCGGCCUGAUGCCUGCUGCCUUCUCAUUGGAGGAUUCGCGCCGACGUCACUUCUGUGGGAUUUGUGGGCGGGGCUUCUUCCAGCGAUGUCAUCUGCGAGAACAUUACACGGUCCACACCAAACACAAGCAAUUCAGCUGUAACACCUGCGGCAAGGGGUUCCUACGGCAACGGCAGCUGCGGCUACACCAGGACAUGCACCAAGGAGUGGCUCGUUACGUGUGUCCAGUCUGUGAACAGGGGACUUUCCUGAAACAAGAUCACGUUCGUCACAUGAUCUCACACCUGUCUCCAGGAGAAACCAUCUGUCAGGUCUGCUUCCAGAUGUUCCCAGGCCUGGAGCAGCUGGAGCAGCACAUGGAGGUCCAUCUGUACGUCUGCUCCGUCUGUGGAGACAAGUUCAGACUCAGGAAGGACAUGAAGACACACUGCAGCAGCGUCCACAACAAGAGGAUUUGA